AUGCAUUUGCGAGGUCAAGGAGAAUAUACACCAUGGUUCAAUAGGUUCGGACAUCCAACACACUACCUUGUUCAAGUUGUGGUAAAUGGAGAAUUGCCAGAGGAUGAUAUCACUGGAUUUGCGCAGUGGAGAAGGAUGUGGGAAAGAAAAGGAUGGGCAUCUAUUGUACUUCUACGAUAUCUUCUUGAG
Racocetra persica is the source of this 189-nucleotide messenger RNA. The record is from the annotation of a GenBank genome assembly. Lineage: Eukaryota; Fungi; Glomeromycota; Glomeromycetes; Diversisporales; Gigasporaceae.